Ostrea edulis (European flat oyster) is the source of this 2515-nucleotide messenger RNA. RefSeq lists its product as uncharacterized. Gene Ontology annotation, molecular function: ephrin receptor binding. The coding region runs from base 154 to 1494 and encodes 446 amino acids. The transcript is spliced from 10 exons. NCBI's taxonomy places the organism in Eukaryota, Metazoa, Mollusca, Bivalvia, Ostreida, Ostreidae. Gene Ontology annotation, biological process: ephrin receptor signaling pathway; axon guidance. Gene Ontology annotation, cellular component: plasma membrane. The record is from RefSeq and is a predicted model, not a curated record.
UUAUAGAGACUUUCAACCGGAUAGCACCGCGAGUGUAGAACGAGUAGAGAAUUUUCCUUUCCCAUUACGCUUCAUGAAAAUUUUGCCGAGUGAGAAUGAUGACCUAGCGAACAUGUGAAAUGAGGAUUUUAAUUAAAAUCAGAUUGAUUAGCCAUGAUUCUGAGGCUUGUCAGACGGACUGUUGGCCGUAAUAUGCCGUGUGUUGUCCAUUAUUUCUGUCUAUUUCUACCGUUGGCUAUUUGCAUGGUCUCUGUUGUUGACACGGACAGCGGGGGAAAAAAACUGCCCCCUUUUUAUUGGAACUCUAGCAAUCCCCUAUUCAGACAAUCAAACAGCGAGAUAAAUGUCGAACUAGAUGACAGUAUAGAUUUCAGGUGCCCCCUCUAUCCUUCCAGCACGUCAUCUAGCUUGUAUGAAUACUAUAUAGUUUACAUUGUAACAAUGACAGAAUACGACAGAUGUAGACUGAAUAUACCAGUUAAUGCUACAAUGGUGAUCAACUGCUCAGAUCCCAACACAGAGCAAUAUUUCACAAUUCUGAUUCGUCGGUUCCAGGCAGUACCGGGAAUGAUUGACUUUCCACCUGGAAAAUACUACUUUAUGACAACAUCAACAGGAAAUGCCAAUGGCAUGAACAACAAAGUAGAUGGGGCAUGUAGAUCAAGUAACAUGAGGCUAGUGAUGACUGUCUCAACGCCAGGGUCCCACACCCCAUCCUCCACUCAAGCCCCACAGAACAAUAGUGGCUCUGUAAAACCCACUACCACAUCUACUACAACAACCCCUUCCACUCCAAAACCAGUGACAACUUCUCCAUCAAGUACCACUUCCACCACCAUCACCACAACACGAAAACCCACAACCACUACCAUUUCAACAACAACAAAAUUCAAAGAAACACCAGUAGACCCCAGUAAAGAAAAUGUCAUAGAUGCCACAGGAACUGGCAAAAACUCAGGGACAAUAAACAGUGCAUCUAGGACACUUUCCUCCUCAAAAACAUUGCCACUAGGAAUGCUAGUGAUUUUUAUCUUGCUUCUACGAUACUGGUUUGUUAGGAAACUUGACAGUCUGUCAAACAGUGUACAAGUGACCUUUGAACUCUUUGCUGCAAACUUCAUUAAUAAUAUUUUGGCAGAUAUGACGAGUUUUAUUUGGAACGUUAAAAACGGACAAAUAAAUGACGUACAGAAAUUUGUGGAGGAACAGGGAGCUGACGUGGUAAACCAGGCGGUGGAAGGCAGGUGCCCUCUUCACUUUGCAGCAGAUUACGGACAAGCACAAGUUAUUGAAUACCUUGUCAGUAAAGGAGCCAACAUCAAUCAAAAAGACAAGCAUGGCAUCACCCCAUUGUUGGCAGCUGUGUGGGAGGGUCAUGUAUCCAGUGUGGAGACAUUAUUAAAACUAAAUGCUGACAAAACUGUAACAUCUCCAGAUGGACUGUCUCUAUUAGAGUGUGCAGAAAAAGAAGAGGUGAAAGCUCUACUGAAGUGACAAAUCGUUAGUAGGCACUAAUGUGUCGGGAUAAAUCGUUGUGUAGCUGCAGUGUGGCAAAAAUGGAUAUCAUAUAUCGAUUUACUUUCUGUACAUUUUAUAUAGUGCUGUUUUUACUUACAUCGACUUGUACAAUGUACUGUAAUAUAUUUUGCACUACAGUAUAAGGUAUUCAAUGAUUAUAGAUUCUGUUUAAAGAUGGGUGUACCUUUAAGUUAAUAAUGCUUGGACUCGCAUCACAGAUUUAUUUACUAAAAUGAAUGUGAUGUUUUCUGUUUGGAUCUGUUCUCCGUGCUGCAGGACAGAAUUUCAUUUGUAUAGGGAAAGUAUCCACACCAAGUGUGUAGAAAAUGGUGUUCUAAGAGAUGAAUUCUUUAAAAUUAUCUGUGACAGUUUAUACAGCACGUUGAAACAUUAAUCAUAUUCUCACAUUUGAGUUUUAUUUCCAAUUGUUUGUUUUUAUGGGCCAUCCAUUACUGUUCAUAGUAUUUGCACAAGUCCCUUUAUAUUUUCAAUUUUUCUUUAGUUAUUUACUAGUAUACAGCAUUUACUUUACUUCAAGUACAGUAACUCAGUGCAAUAGUGUUUUUUGAAAGUACUGUAGGACUUUGGUAUGUGGUGUUAUCAAGAUAUGAUGUUUAAAAAAAUGUACUUAACAUUGAAAAAUAUUUCUUUUAAAGAAGUAAAAUUUCAUGGUUUUUUUUCUCUUAAAGUGCUUGAAUUGUUUAAUUAAUUUUUCCUCACAGAAAACCAAGCACAACAUGCUGGUACUGAUAUGGGUGCAUGUGAUGUAUUUACUUGCGAGUCUUUCACACGAUAGAAUUGUAUUUAUACAGAAAAUGAGGGUGCACUCUUUUCCGUGAUCUGCUUGGUACACAAAAGUAGAUUUUUGAUAAAAUCAGUAGUGUAUUUGUGGAGUUUAUUACAUGAUAUUCACCUUCAUAUAGUUUGCUACUCAUUAUAAAGGCACAUUCUUGAUGAAUGGGUAGUCUCUUGCAUGCAAAUAAAGAAAUUACAUGUA